Messenger RNA from Archocentrus centrarchus (flier cichlid), 1586 nucleotides. RefSeq names its product mitochondrial ribosome recycling factor (gene mrrf). The transcript is spliced from 7 exons. Gene Ontology annotation, molecular function: ribosomal large subunit binding. Gene Ontology annotation, biological process: translation. The record is from RefSeq and is a predicted model, not a curated record. Lineage: Eukaryota; Metazoa; Chordata; Actinopteri; Cichliformes; Cichlidae. Gene Ontology annotation, cellular component: mitochondrion. Bases 122 to 901 code for a protein of 259 amino acids.
AAUUACAAACAGCUACCAGGUGGCCCUAAGAUUAAGGCUCGUGGUGAUGACGGAAUAGGUGUCAAGCGGGUCUUCCCUGGUGGUUUCUGGUUGAUGUUCUGCUGUGAAGACUUUUUGAAUUAUGGCUUUGAAUCAUCUGAGCUUGCUGCGGCCUCUCCUGUGUCAGCCCCUGCUGCGACAUGUCAGGUCUCCGCUCACAUCUUGCAUAAGUUCGAGGCCGUUUCUUGGUCCUGACAACAUCCAGCACCCUGCUUCUGCUGCUGGAUGCAUCAGGCUCUACGCCACCAAAAAGGCAAAAGCCAAGGCAAAGGGCCAGUCAGCUAAGGUGAACAUUAAUUCAGCUCUGGUGGAAGACAUCAUCAGUCUGGAUGAAGUGAAGGAGGACAUGACCGCUGUUCUCGAUUCGCUCAAGGAUGACUUCACACGGAACCUCAGCAUCCGAACCUCGCCAGGAGCUCUGGAUCACAUUGUGGUGACGACUCAAGAUGGGAAGUUCCCUCUCAGGCAGCUGGGUCAGAUCUCCAUGAAGUCACCUCAGCUCAUUAUGGUCAACAUGAGCAGCUUCCCUGAAGCUACAGCAGCAGCCACCCGAGCCCUGAGAGAGAGCGGCAUGAACUUAAACCCAGAGGUGGACGGGAUGAUCAUUAAGGUGCCCGUUCCCAAAGUGACUCGGGAGCACAGAGAGAACCUGGCCAAGGUAGCCAAACAGCUCAGCAACAAGGCUAAAGACUCAGUGAGGAGAGUGCGCUCUAAUGCUGUCACACAGGUCAAAAAAGCAAAGGAAGGACACUCAGAGGACACAAUACGACUCGUAGAAAAACAGAUUCAGCAAAUGGCAGACAGCACUGCAACAGACAUCGACAAACAGCUUGCAGCCAAGACCAAGGAGCUGUUAGGCUGACUGUUAUACUUGUUAUUGGUCUCUCUGAUCAGCUUGGAGGACAGUCUGAAAAGCAGCAACAUGUCUUUUUACAUGUUGCUAAUAGUGACUGGAUCAUGUUGGGGAGGGAGUUUUUUUCUUUUUUUUAGAACCACAUCUUGGGCCCUUGCUCCUGCCCACAUCACUGGGUAAGACAUUUUUUGCUGCGUUGUGAUAUCUGUGUUUAGCUGCCUAAGUGCAUAAACAAAAACUGGUACAAAAACGACAACAGACUACCCGUCACCUCCCUCCUCCCUUGUUACUCUUCCUGUCUUCAAACAAACACCAAGAAAGCAACGAAUGGACUUUUAAUGGGAUUUGUGGGCCUCCUCCUAAUCAAACCCUUUGCCACAGGGGCUGUCUGUUUAUAUAAAAGCAAGCGCACCCGUCUCAAUGUAAACUGGCUGCGGGUUUGUCUUGGUGGCAGGAGCGAGAGAGAGUUUGUUCCAGAGACGUAGGAGUCGACCGAACAGAUACCGUUAAGAUGCUGCCAAACAUUUGUUUCACAUUGAUUCCAAGUCUGUUAAAAAAUGCACUUGAAGAAAAAAACAACCCAAAAAAAAAAAGGCCUUUAAUUUCUGUCCAUGUUGAGGAUUGAUAAUAUGGCUACUCUCUUUUAAACACAAUAAAGUUGGGAACGUAACAUUAUUGAUGGAGUCCAUUAAAG